UUUAACAAAUAUAGUGAUAUUAAAGAGGCAGCCUUCAUCUAAGAUGGAUGACAUUCGUUUGACCGCAUGUUUUGACAAAGAAUUGACGAAAUCGUACGUCGAAAAAGACGAUUUCAUCCUUCCAACUGACAUACUGGAAUUUCUUCCAGAAUCCGACAAGGACGCUAUUGUUCGUUACGACGAUCAUGAGUAUAAUAUGAAAUACAAGGUUGGCGUAUACACGCGCCUCGCUCAAGGCUGGAAAGCCUUCAUUGAUGCUACCGGAUUAGGGAUAGGAGAUGUGUUGUGUUUUAAGGCAUGUUUAGAUGAGAACCGCAUAGUGUUUUUUGUUCAUGUAAAGGAGGAUCCGGAGAUCGUAAUGAUAGAUUAGGUCUCCAGAUUCUCUAUUUAAAGUAAUUUAUAUAA
Messenger RNA from Lycium barbarum (goji berry), 405 nucleotides. RefSeq lists its product as uncharacterized. The record is from RefSeq and is a predicted model, not a curated record. NCBI's taxonomy places the organism in Eukaryota, Viridiplantae, Streptophyta, Magnoliopsida, Solanales, Solanaceae. The coding region runs from base 44 to 370 and encodes 108 amino acids. The transcript has 2 exons. Gene Ontology annotation, molecular function: DNA binding.